This is a messenger RNA of Chenopodium quinoa (quinoa), 2267 nucleotides long. Its product is annotated as transmembrane protein 87B-like. The record is from RefSeq and is a predicted model, not a curated record. The transcript has 5 exons. Gene Ontology annotation, biological process: transport. NCBI's taxonomy places the organism in Eukaryota, Viridiplantae, Streptophyta, Magnoliopsida, Caryophyllales, Amaranthaceae. Gene Ontology annotation, cellular component: membrane; Golgi apparatus. Bases 254 to 1849 code for a protein of 531 amino acids.
UCAAUAUCGCCUAAUACAUAUUUCAAUGUGGGAGUCCAUUUAUUAGUUUUGUUUUAGGAAUAGUUAAUAGACAUGACAAUGCCAGUUUAAAAAAAAAAAAAAAAAAAAAAAGUUCCACGUCGUUGGUUGUCUGUCUUGGUUUCUGACCUCGUGUUUGGUACAUUUCUUUGUCACCGUUCAUCCCUUUCCCUUUCGCCUUUCCCCUUUUUUCUUCAUCCUAAAAUUAAAAAACACAGAAUAAUCAACAACAACAAUGGAGGAGAGAGAAUUUCCAGUUAAAUUAAAAAUAGGGUUUUUUUUAGGGCUUACAUUCUUCUUCUUCAAUUCAAUCCAAAAAGUUGAAGCUUCAAUUCACGAUUACAGAAAUGAAAAAUUCAUCCCUCAAUCUAACGCCUUCUUCUUCCAUGGCGGUAGCGAAGGUCUCUAUGCUUCUAAGGUUUCCGAUCACUCUUCUUCUUCUUCCGAAAAAAGUUCCAAAGGCAGGUCUUUUAUUAGAUUUGAAUCUGUUACAUUUACAAGGACAAAAGAGUCUGCAGAGAAGCAGAAUGAAUGGCAGCAAUAUACUGGUACGGUGGAAGCUAUCAUAGUUGAGGUGAAAGACCGUGAAAGGAUUGGUGGAACAUACCUCAAAACAGAUGCAAUAUGUUGCAAUCAAACCCUUGCGAGUGAGGGGCAUUGCAAGAUAGGUGAGGUAAUAAUGCAGCCUAAUCCAGAAAAGCGUGAAUGGCCUAAACGGAUCAAGGUUUUCUUUGAAGGAAAGAACGACAAGGCCUUGAUGCCUUUCCAGUCUGUUGACAUUAACAGCACAGGAAUGUAUUAUCUGUACUUUAUGUAUUGUGAUCCGACACUAAAGGGUACGACAAUAAGUGGAAGAACGGUAUGGAAGAAUCCGGAUGGUUAUUUGCCUGGAAAAAUGACUCCUUUGAUGAAAUUUUAUGGUUUCAUGUCUUUAGCAUACCUUUUGCUAGGACUGGCUUGGCUAUUGCGGUUUGUUCAAUUCUGGAAAGAUAUUAUACAGCUGCACUAUCACAUUACAGCAGUGAUUGCCCUUGGUAUGCUUGAAAUGGCAUUAUGGUAUUUUGACUAUUCCAAUCUGAAUGCAACAGGUGUUAGGCCAAUGGGGGUCACUCUGUGGGCAGUAACCUUUACUGCAGUUAAAAAGACACUCUCCCGACUCCUCCUCCUGGUUGUUUCCAUGGGAUAUGGUGUGGUCAAACCAACUUUAGGGGCUAUCACAUCGAAGGUUAUGUUUUUUGGAGGUAUAUACUUUCUAGGUUAUGAGGCGCUUGAACUAUAUGAACAUUUGGGCAAUAUUAAUGAUUUCAUUGGGAAAACCAAGUUAGUUCUGGUGUUGCCUGUCGUGUUUAUGGACACGUGCUUCAUUUUGUGGAUAUUCUCCUCCCUUUCAAACACUUUGGAGAAGCUGCAGCUUCGUAGAAGCUUGGCUAAGUUAGAGCUCUACCGGAAAUUUACAAAUUCUCUUGCGAUAUUUGUAGUGCUCUCAAUUUCUUGGAUUGGUUAUGAGUUGUAUUUUAAUGCAACUGAUCCUUUAGGCGAGCUUUGGCGGAUUGCAUGGAUCAUUCCUGCCUUUUGGGCUCUGCUUGCAUACUCUCUUUUAGUUGUGAUAUGUAUACUCUGGGCUCCUUCUCGCAACCCUACAAGGUAUGCCUAUUUGGAAGAGUCUGGUGAUGACCUAGACGAAGAGGGUGUCUCACUGACAAGUAGUGGAGUCAAGGUUGCUGCUGAUAUGGCAAGCAUGAUCGAAAGGAAAGAGAGAAAAGUUUCAGGCUCCACUGAUCACGUGUUUGUUGGGGUUAGGGAGGAACUAGAGGAGGAUAAGCGAGAAUAGAUGGAGCAGCAGAAAGUUCUAUAGCUGCACUAUAAUUUUGAAUCAUCCAUACUGAAAUGGGGAGAUGCUCACUGAUCCAUGAUUUUGUGUUUCUGUAUAUAUGCGGAAGAACAGCUUAGCAUAAGAAUUAGGGGGGAACUGGGGAAGCUUUCUUGUAAAACCAUGUCAUUACUCAUUACUGUAACUUAGCUAUGACAAGAACAAGCUGACUUGUGUAUUUGUUCCUCGAGCUUGGUGUUCAAGCAUGCAUGAUUUUCUACUUUAAUUAGAAAGUUGGAAAGCCUACCAACAAUAGUGCUCUGCGAGAAACUAUAAUCUGCUCUUGAAUGCAUUGAGCCAUUGAGGUUGGCUGUUAUAACUUGAUUGCACAUUUGUAUGUACAUUAUUAAAGCGAAUACCAUCUUUUAACUCUUGGCCC